Messenger RNA from Acanthochromis polyacanthus (spiny chromis), 1195 nucleotides. RefSeq names its product apolipoprotein A-Ib (gene apoa1b). The coding region runs from base 131 to 835 and encodes 234 amino acids. The transcript is spliced from 3 exons. NCBI's taxonomy places the organism in Eukaryota, Metazoa, Chordata, Actinopteri, Pomacentridae. The record is from RefSeq and is a predicted model, not a curated record.
GGGGGUUAACUGUCUUUAUUGUGGUUUGUGAACUGAUUUAUUGAAACUAUCCUAACUGUAACAAUGGGAGCGUAAUUUGUUUACUCCAUAAUAAGCAGCUGCUGCCUUUUUUUCACUCUAGACCACCAUCAUGAAAUUUGCGGCUCUUGUUCUUCUGCUGGCUGUCGGCUCUCAGGCCGCUUCCCUGCAGGCUGAUGCACCUGACCAGAUAACCCAAUAUCGGGGUAAGCUGAAGGAAUUGGUUACCAGGAUUCUGCAGCCAUUUGAUGACACCACACACAAGGACAAGAAGGAUGCCGCAAUUAACGAGGCAGAUGCAAAAUUGGGUCAGGCAAUUGAAAUGGGCCAAGCUGCUUACACUGCCAUCUCUGAGGCCACCGCUGACGUCCGUGCAACCAUCGAAGCAGACAUUACGAAGUUAAGAGACGACCAUACUGCCCAAGCUGAGAAAGUGAAGGAGACUCUUCUGCGACACGUCCAACAGUAUCUUUCGGCACUAGAACCCCUGAAAGAGUACCUUGAGGGCAAGAAAGAUGAACUGGAUGCGUUGAAGGUCAAGACUUCAGAUGCUGUGCAUGACAUUGGUCAGAAGGUGCCAGUAAAUUGGCAGGAGACCAAAGAGUCCUUGAUGCCCAUUGUGCAAAGUGUGAGAGAUCACCUUCACCAGCGUAGAUUGGACGCCCAAGCAAAAAUUGAGCCCUAUAUCGCAGAUUACAUGGAAACAGCCAAGGGCUAUGUGCAAGAUCCAAGUAAGGGUACACCUGAUUUAGAGGGGUUGAAGACUGCUGUGACUGCCUAUUUUCAGAACCUGUUCGCGUCAUUGAACCAGAACUAAAUUCUCUCUUCCUUGUUCUUGUAACUAACCUCACCUCCCUGUCUGCCCUAGAUCCAUUCCUUCUUUCCUCACAGACCAUCUCAUAAAAUGAAGCUAGUACUGAUCUGAUGAACAAAAUGGCAGGACUCUGUUCCUUCCACGCAAACAGCUUACAAGCACAUGCAAGCACACAUGUAGAGACACGUACAUACUUAGCACACACGUGCUGUUUUCUUCACGUUGCGGACAACUGCUAGAAUUUUGUGUAGGAACUGUAUGUGAAUUACUACAAGUGCUUGAAUCUCUGUGUGAUGAUGCUUGUCAGAUGAAAACUGUGCUUUGAUGAAAUACAGCUCAAUAAAGAUCUGACUGUGUAUACUG